Etheostoma spectabile (orangethroat darter) is the source of this 1501-nucleotide messenger RNA. RefSeq names its product homocysteine S-methyltransferase 1. Gene Ontology annotation, molecular function: zinc ion binding; S-adenosylmethionine-homocysteine S-methyltransferase activity. Gene Ontology annotation, biological process: S-methylmethionine cycle. The transcript is spliced from 8 exons. NCBI's taxonomy places the organism in Eukaryota, Metazoa, Chordata, Actinopteri, Perciformes, Percidae. The record is from RefSeq and is a predicted model, not a curated record. Bases 121 to 1107 code for a protein of 328 amino acids.
UUUGAACCUUUACUUUUACCCGGAACAGCAACAGUCUGUAGUAGUUUUCGCACAUUCACGCAGACGGCAGAUUUUUAAAAGCAUAGACCUAAUAGUACCUCCUAAUUAAAGUGUUUCUCCAUGGAUUCUUCUGCUCGUCUAAGACUCUACAUGAAUGACAAUGGACCAUUAAUAUUGGAUGGCGGACUAGCAACUGAACUAGAAGCGCAAGGAGCCAAAUUACAGGGAGAUCCUUUGUGGAGCGCCAGGCUUCUCCAUACUAAUCCCCAGGCCAUAAAAGAUGCUCAUUCCAGGUUUCUCAUCAGUGGAGCUGAUGUCAUCACAUCAGCUACAUACCAGGCAAGUAUCCCAGGAUUCAUCAGUCACCUGGACGUGAGCCCUGAACGCGCCAGAGACCUGCUGAUGUCUGGAGUUCAACUGGCCAAAGAGACUGUGGAGAGAUUCGUCCUCGACACUCGUCCAACAGGCCAGAGAUGGCCCCUGGUGGCAGGCUCUGUUGGACCGUACGGGGCCUUUCUGCUCAAUGGCGCCGAGUACACCGGGGCUUAUGCAGAGGAGAUGAGUAUUGAAGAGCUUAAAAUUUGGCACCGGCCUCAGGUCGACUGUGUAACAGCAGCGGGAGCGGACCUCAUCGCCUUUGAGACAAUCCCAAGUAUCAAGGAGGCGGAGGCUCUGGUUGAGCUGCUCAAGGAGUUCCCAAACUCUAAAGCCUGGCUCUCCUUCUCUUGUAAGGACGGGAAAUGUAUAUCGGACGGCAGCCUGUUCACAGACGCCGUGCGGGUGGCCAACAGAUCCACGCAGCUGGUUGCUGUAGGAGUCAACUGCUGCUCAGCCGCGCUGGUGGAGCCACUGCUGGACUCCGCCAGAUCCCUGCUGGGCCCAGACAUGAGCUGGGUGGUGUACCCCAACAGUGGAGAGGACUGGGACACUAAGCACGGGUGGCUAACAUCUGGGAACACAUCAGCAUCAAUAUCCAAACUAAGUCGCACAUGGAUGAAGCAAGGUGCUGCUCUGAUUGGGGGUUGCUGUCGUAUCGGCCCCGCCCACAUAGCCGAGUUACGACAAGAGUUAAAAGGAAGUUGCACGUCUGCCGCCUCUGCAGUGUGACUGGACUGAAAAAGGGAUUAUUGAAAAGAAAGAUGUCGGUUUGUUCCAAGAGGAUAUAAAAAAAGUUUUAAUUUAUUGGAAAAUAUAAUAAAUAAACCACCACAUCAAAUCACACAGUGACAUCUGACAAAUGGCACCGCACAGCUCCGACCAAACCGGCUGCAUGAACAUAAAAACUAAACCAUGCAGUCUUCACUUUCUGUGGUUUCACAUUUUGGAUCAUUUUGAGGGAUUCCACUAUCACUUCUGUACAGUCUUUUAUUUAUGAUUUAAACUAGGAUCAUCUACGCAACAGGACUGGAUGUUACUGGGUGUUUCACAAAGCACAACAAAAUGUCAGCUGCUUUCACAACACCUGAACUGGACCGAGUUUCCGCUGAAACAAUAACCACAG